UUGUCAAAUUCGAGCUUUAAGUCAGAGCCCAGCCCAAGAAAGAUGAGACCGUAACGUAGUUGGGUUGUUGUGGUGUCGAGUUCGAGUCUCACCUUAGUGUUGCCAUUCGAAUCUUCCGGUUGUGAAUCUCAGGCUCAGGCAUAUUCUGACCAGAAUUUCCGCGUUACCUGUGAAAGUCUAAAUUCUAUUACAAUGUCCGAUACAAUAGUAUUAAAAAUCUUAUAUGGGAAAGAUGAGAACAGCCGAACAUUAGUAAUCACCGGAGCUCACUUCACUGGUCAGCUCACUCACAUCACCACCGGUUUUUUUGAGUUAUCCCAUGGAUCUUAAUACAUAACAAGAGCAACUAAUUUUAGAAUUUCGAUUUCAGAAUUGUAAUAACCGGAGCUCACUUCACUGGUUGGCAAGGCAAGUGGAUCAUCACUCAUCAGGGAGUUUAGAGAAUGAUAGAAGAAGAAGAAGAAGAAGAAGACCCGUUGCUGAACUACCAGCAAGAAGAACUAGGAAGUGGGUAUCUGGUUGCUCGAACGUGGCUGGAGUCGAAGAAGAUAUGGCAAAUAGCUGGGCCCUCCAUCUUCAGCCGCCUUGCCAUGUUCUCCGUCACUAUUGUUACCCAAUCUUUCGCCGGCCACUUCAGUGACGUGGAUCUCGCAGCCAUCUCCAUCGUUACCACCGUCAUCGUCGGCAUCACAUUCGGAUUCCUGUUAGGCAUGGCGAGCGCGCUCGAGACUCUUUGUGGGCAGGCUUAUGGAGCGAAAAAGUACCAUAUGAUGGGAAUUUACGUGCAACGUUCUUGGAUUGUACUCUUUAUAAGCUCGGUAUUACUAGUGCCCAUGUUUUUAUUUCCAACUCCGAUCUUGAAGCUCAUCGGACAGACCGAGGCGGUGGCGGAGAAGACUGGUGUGGUGGCUAAAUGGCUUAUUCCGUUUCACUUGAGCUUUCCAUUUCAGUUUUCGUUGCAGAGAUUGCAGAGCCAGCUCAAGACGGCUCCGAUUGCUUGGGUUUCCGGCGGCGUUAUAGGACUUCAUGUUAUUUUAAGUUGGGUUUUUGUGUAUAAGCUGAGGAUUGGUCUUGUUGGCGCUGCUUUGACUAUUGACUUUGCCUGGUGGCUCUCGGUCUUCGGAAUGUUUGGAUACACUAUUUAUGGAGGUUGCCCUGAAACAUGGACUGGUUUAUCAAGUCAAGCUUUUGUUGGGCUAUGGGACUUUUUUAAGCUCUCUUUGGCUUCUGGGGUCAUGCUCUCGUUGGAGAAUUUCUAUUACAGGAUGUUGGUCAUUGUAUCUGGUUAUUUCCAAAACACUCACAUUGCAGUCGAUGCCCAUUCAAUCUGUGUAACAAUCUACGGUUGGGAAUCUAUGAUUCCUCUUGGAUUUUUGGCUGCAACAGGGUGGGUUUAAGUUGAAAGAUUGACUUGGCUUAGUGGGUUUUAGAGUUUCAGAUUGACUAGCUUUGUGGUUUGGCGACUUUGAGAGUUUCAAUCUGUUUGGCUUGGUGGUUUGGUGGCUUUGAGGUAUAUGUUUAUGAUUAAUGUUGAUUAAAUCCUCACUAAUCUGAAGGGUUCAUGCUGAUUAACAACUCUGAGGUAUUUUGUUUUGUUAUGUUUGUUGCAUUUAUUAUAGGAUUCAGAUUAAUAGCUUUGAUCCAUUGUUGUUUCGGUGAUUUAUUUGCUUUAUUGGUCUGAUGUAUUAAUUCGUGUUUCAUUGUUCUAGAGUUUUAGUUCAUUGUUCUGAGGCUUCGAGAUGUGUUUCAUUAUUUUGAGGCUUUAUUUGUUUCAAGUUUGAUUCAAGUUUAAAGUGGUUUCUGCAAGUUCACAGUUUAAAGUUUAUCACAUUAGUUUGCAAGUUGAAUACUUUGUUCUAGGUUCAUGUUAAUUUGUGUAUGUUUAGUUCUAUUUUUGGUUUUAUGCUGGUCUUUUUUCUUUUUUCACAAGUCCUUUUUUGUUUCUAGUGUCUUGUUUGUUGUCAUUUUCCAAGGAAAUGAAUUUCCUCUAUCUUGUUAAAUGUUUUUCUUUUGCCUCUGCUUUUCUUUAAAUUUUUUUUUUUUGGCCUAUGAUGUUCAAAAAGAGUAUGCUUAUUAUGUUGGUGAUUAUGUGAUUUCUUGUGCUCAUAUUUUUUUUAUAUAUGUGCUGGUAUAUCAAGUCACAUAAAUGUCCUUAAUAAGUCAUGUUCAAGAACAAGUAUACUUAUUUUAUGUUGGUAAUUAUGGGACUUGUUGUGCUCAUAUAUUGGUUUUUAAUAUAUGUUGUUAUAUCAAGUGUCAUAAAUGCCUAGAAUAAUAAAUCAUAUAUUUUCUGAAAUCCUUAUGAUGAUUAAAUUGAGAAUAUUUAUUGUGUUGAAAUUAAUUAUAUAGUCAUUCAGCCAACUUGAACCCCACCUCUAGCCAUCUUUGGUGUCCACCUCCCAAAGACAUCAUCAGCAUUCACAAGUUCAGUUAGAGAAAAGGAGGCUCUUGCACAAUAAUCCCAAAGUGAAGAAUAUCAAGAAAAAUUACAUUAUUGAGUUUGCAAUGACUUGAAAAGAGAAUUAUGUACACUUGUUGAUAUUUUUUUUAUGGAAUGUUAUUAGUUUAACACUCAUCUUUAUUUAGCAAUGAAUAUUGUAUUCUGUUAUUAAUGUUUUAUUUGAGAAACAAUGUUACAUAUUUUUAAAAUUAA
Molecule: messenger RNA, 2653 nt
Organism: Humulus lupulus (European hop)
Lineage: Eukaryota; Viridiplantae; Streptophyta; Magnoliopsida; Rosales; Cannabaceae
Product: protein DETOXIFICATION 27-like
Exons: 5
Coding region: 444-1397 (317 amino acids)
Biological process (GO): transmembrane transport
Cellular component (GO): membrane
Molecular function (GO): xenobiotic transmembrane transporter activity; antiporter activity
Source: RefSeq, a predicted model, not a curated record